GGCUGUCGCGAUGGCGGACUCUGAGCGACAGCCAACGAUUAUUCUGUACUCCAUUAGCACAGAUGGUAUCAAGGAAGCGAGACGCCUCAGUCCGGACCCCGAAUUUACAGCUGCUCCGGGUACAGAGAACCUUGCUCCCUUGUAUCUCACAGACAGCGCCGCCCUGCUCACAGUAUCCACGGCAAUCCCCUCGUCCACACUCACCUUGAUGGUCGAAAGCGAUUCGGAUCAGAAGAAAGUUCAGCUGCCAGCGUCAAUGGAAGCGGACUUCCUAUAUCCGACGUCUUUGGCGGGGAUAUCCCCUUCGUCCAUCGCCAUUGCUGUCGCAGAGUCGCAUUCCUCCGCAGAUUUCCAGCCUAUUGUUGCUGGAUGCACCAUCCACGGUCUCGAUCUGUCUCCACUGGCACUGCAAUGGCGCACGCCAAUCAAGCACGGCGUCAAUCGACUCACACAUCACCCCGAUCUCCAUAUUCUAGCGGCCAUCGGUACUCGCUAUUCCCCAAACGUCUCAGAGCCCCGCUCGACGCCCAUGAUCACGCUCCUUGAUGACAAUACGGGCGCUAUUAUUAAAGAGGCGGAAGUUCGAGGUCUCGCGAUGGACCAGCUCAAGGCGUUCUCUUGCUCUGCGAGCGAUCAUCUUGUUCUCGUGUUGAACAACGGGCGGUUCAUGGUGAUCACGCUUCAGGAGGUGCUGAAGAAUGGCUUGCCUCAUAAGGACGGGGUGCUGAAGACGGAGCCAAGCCCUACCGCGCCUGAACCGUACAAUACCAAGGCGCGCAAAGCGGGAGAGGGAUGGAGAUGGGUGGACCAUGUCGUGGUAGGACCUCGCAGGAUUUUCGUCUUCCCACUUCGAGGCCCGGAGUUCUACGUGUUAGGGUACUGAAGAACAUAGGAGCGCGAUGUAUACAACUGCUGUUCUGAACCUGUGCUUUUGGUAAGGAUGAUAUGUAUGCACACUUUUGAAGGACCCGGUUUUUGAGGGCUAAACUCUCUCAAUACCCGAUAUGAGAUCCUGAGACGGUUCUACCAUUCUGAGGAGGAAGUCCGUAACGACUGUCAUGAAGAGGCGUGAUCGUUCAUAAAUACAAGAUCAACGAGAAAUGAUUGAGCAUAUUACUCGAGGCGGUUGACAGUCAAAAUGGCAACACGCCCGUCUUGCUCGAUCCCGUGAUUUACAC
This is a messenger RNA of Heterobasidion irregulare TC 32-1, 1178 nucleotides long. RefSeq lists its product as uncharacterized. The record is from RefSeq and is a predicted model, not a curated record. The coding region runs from base 11 to 883 and encodes 290 amino acids. The transcript has 3 exons. Lineage: Eukaryota; Fungi; Basidiomycota; Agaricomycetes; Russulales; Bondarzewiaceae.